AGCAGAGAUGCCCGCCAGGUUCGAGGAUGUUUCUUCUGACACCAGACAUGGUGUUCCCAGAGAUCUGGGGAACGGAAACCAUUAUGACAUACGGCCUUUUCAUGAUGAAAUUGUAAUAUCAGGCUUCUCAGGUCGUUUGCCUGAGAGUUCCAACAUUGAGGAGUUUAGGAAUAAUCUCUUCAAUGGUGUCGACAUGGUCAAUGAUGAUCCACGUCGUUGGCCUAGUGGUCUGUAUGAUCUACCUACGCGUCUGGGAAAAAUAAAGCAGGAAGAUCUGGAAAACUUUGAUCAAACCUUCUUCGGUGUUCAUCAGAAGCAAGCCGAAGGGAUGGAUCCUGUUCUUCGAAUGCUUCUCGAGUCAACUCAUGAAGCAAUUAUAGAUUCAGGGUACAAUCCUCAGGAUUUGCGUGGUUCGCGUACCGGUGUAUACAUUGGUGUGUCAGCAUCAGAGACAGAACAGUACUGGUGCAGUGAUCCAGAUUUGGUCAAUGGAUAUGGCUUAACGGGAUGUGCUCGAGCAAUGUUUGCCAACCGACUUUCAUUCACGUUUGAUUUUUGUGGUCCUAGCUAUGCUGUGGAUACAGCAUGCUCCAGUUCCCUCUAUGCAAUGGCUCAGGCAUUCGAAGAUAUUCGUGCUGGACGUUGUGAUGCUGCCAUUGUUGCUGGGGCUGGUAUCAUCCUUAAACCCACAAUGUCAUUGCAAUUUAAGAGGUUGAACAUGUUGAGUGCUGAUGGAGCUUGUAAGGCAUUUGAUGAAUCCGGAGCUGGAUAUGUGCGAUCAGAUGGAUGCGUUGUGACAUUUUUGCAGAGAGCUAAAGAUGCCCGCCGAGUAUAUUCAACGAUCCUCAAUAUACGAACAAAUACCGAUGGUGCCAAGGAGCAGGGUAUAACAUAUCCGAUUGGUGAAAUGCAGAAGAAACUCAUUAAAGAGACAUUCGAAGACAUUAAUCUCAAUCCACACGAUGUUGUGUAUGUCGAAGCUCAUGGUACUGGAACUAAAGUUGGGGAUCCACAGGAAGUAAAUGCAAUCUGUGAUUUCUUCUGCAAGGAUCGGAAGACACCUCUUCUCAUUGGGUCGGUAAAAUCUAAUAUGGGUCAUUCGGAACCAGCAUCAGGGGUGUGUUCCAUUGCUAAAAUGCUUAUCGCCAUGGAGGAAGGGGUCAUUCCAGGAAAUUUGCAUUACAAAAACCCAAAUCCAGAUCUAUAUGGCAUACUUGAUGGCCGUAUGAAAGUCGUGGACAAGAACACUCCAUGGAAUGGAGGUAUCAUUGCUCUCAAUUCAUUUGGUUUUGGUGGGGCCAAUGCUCAUGUCAUUAUGAAGUCAAAUCCAAAGCCCAAAAAUAUCAGCCCAGUAGAUGGAUCAGCACGUUUGGCUGUUGUCUCCGGGCGUACUAUCGAUGCUGUCCAAACUCUCUUAGAGGACAUUGAGGCACAUGCAGAAGAUGAAGAGUAUUUGGCACUAGUGAAUGAAAUUCACACUAAGAAUAUUCCUCUACAUAACUACCGUGGGUAUACUGUUGUGAACAAGGGUGAACCUCUGCGUGAAGUAAUUGAGUUGACUGAAACAAAGCGCCCCAUAUGGUUCGUGUACUCAGGUAUGGGUUCCCAAUGGGCCCAUAUGGCAAAAGAAUUGAUGCAAAUUGAUGUCUUCAGCAAGAGCAUUCAUCGAUGCGCUGAAGCUCUGCGUCCCGAAGGCAUCGAUCUGAUUGAUGUUGUGACAAAAUUGGAUGAAUCUCGUUUCGACAUAUUGAAUUCAUUCGUUUCAAUUGCUACCUUGCAAGUGGCUCUUACUGAUGUCCUGACGCAUUUGGGCAUUAUUCCUGAAGGCAUUGUAGGUCAUUCUGUUGGAGAAUUGGGUUGCGCUUACGCUGAUGGAUGCUUUACACCUGAACAAACCGUUCUUGCAGCGUAUUGGCGAGGAAAGAGUAUUCAAGAUACCAAUCUGACACCUGGAACUAUGGCAGCUGUUGGGCUUUCAUGGGAAGAAUGUUUAAAACGCUUGCCAAAGGAUAUCAUUCCUGCCUGUCACAACAGCACAGAUAGCGUUACGAUAUCUGGACCUACAGAAUCUGUCAACAAGUUUGUGGAAAUCCUGAACAAGGAAGGAGUAUUUGCAAAGGCUGUCAAUUCAUCGGGAAUAGCUUUUCAUAGCAAGUACAUUGCGGAUGCAGGUCCGAAGUUGAAGAAGUCUCUUGAUAAGAUCAUUCCAAAUCCAAAGAAUCGCACAGAUCGAUGGGUAAGUUCGAGCAUUCCAGAGAGCGCAUGGAAUACACCAUUGGCCAAGCAAAGCUCUGCAGCUUACCAUGUGAACAAUCUUCUGUCCCCUGUGUUAUUCCAUGAAGCAAUUAAACACAUUCCCAAGAAUGCCAUUUGCAUUGAGGUAGCACCUCAUGGGCUUCUUCAGGCCAUUCUAAAGCGAUCCCUUGGAAAGGAUGUGACUAACUUGAGUCUCGUGAAACGAAAUCAUGAGAACAACCUCCAAUUUCUGCUGAGUAACAUUGGAAAGCUCUAUGGAGCUGGGGCACAGCCAGCUGUUAACAAGCUCUUCCGUCCAGUAUCAUUCCCUGUGGGACGUGGAACUCCUAUGCUCAACUCUAAAAUUGAAUGGGAUCACUCCCAAAGGUGGAUAGUACCUUACUUUGGAUCAGAUAGUACCUCUGGUGAGACACUUGUGGAUUUCAAUCUUAGCAACGAGGAAGAUGCCUUUUUGAUGGGACACACCAUUGAUGGUCGAGUUCUUUUCCCCGCCACGGGAUACAUAACGCUUGCUUGGCGCCAAUUUGCUAAAACUCAAGGAAAUAACUAUGAUCGUUUGCCAGUUGUUUUGGAAAACCUUGUAUUUCACCGUGCUACAAUUCUGCCCGCAGAUGGUUCAGUUAAGUUUGGAAUUAAUUUCUUUGAUGGCUCAGGAAAGUUUGAAAUCUGUGAAGGUGGCUCCUUAGCUAUGUCAGGAACUAUUCGAGUUUCUGAAAAUAUUGAUCAAGAAGAGUUACCACUGGAUCCUGUUCCUGAAUCCAAAAAUGGCUUGAUAUUAGAUACAAAUGAUGUCUAUAAGGAAUUACGACUUCGUGGAUAUGAUUACAAUGGACCCUUCCGUGGUGUUGUGCAUACAGAUUCCAAUGCAGACACAGGAAGUUUGGAAUGGGCUGAGAAAAAUUGGGUGAGCUUUAUGGAUACUAUGCUUCAAUUUAGUAUCAUGGGAAAGGACUUGCGUGAAUUAUACUUGCCGACUCGCAUUGAAAAAGUCAUCAUUAACCCAGAAAAGCAUCUUGAAUUAGCUGAGGAAUAUAGCACAUCUGAACGAGAAAGAUCCGUUUUCCCUGUGUAUAUGUAUAAGGAUAUCAAUGUUAUCAAGAGUGGUGGAAUAGAAAUGCGUGGACUGCGAGCAUCCUUAGCUCCAAGACGCCAAGGCUCCCAAGCUCCACCCAAAUUGGAGAGAUAUACCUUCAUACCAAAUUAUAAUAGUCACGAUCUCUCAGAGCAAUCAGAUGUUUCAAGGGAGCAUGCUAUCACAAGUGCUGUACAUCUCGCAAUUGAGAAUUGCAAAGGAGCUCUUAAAAUCAAAACGGCCGAGUUGCUCCUAGAUAGAGCGCCAGAGGCACUUUUGAGCACAGUUGUACAACGAAUAAUUGAAAAUGAGCCCACACUAGCAAGCGAUGUAGCUAUCGUAACAGCCCACAGUACACCUCAAUUGCAGCAAUUAGUAAAAGAUGUGGAGAUCCGCCUUGUUGCCAAGGAUAUCACUGCUGGACCUGUAGAAUCGGGUUGCCACUUGUGUAUCGCUGCGGAUGUUCUCACACGUCCCAAUUCUGAAGUAAUAUUGAGGAAUCUCAAGGAAUCCAUCAAAGAAGAUGGUUUCAUCCUGCUUGAAGAAUCUGCCUUAGAAAGCAGCAAUCGUGACAACAAGCUCUUUGCCAAACUGAACUAUGUUGUAGUUUCGUCCCAAAUGUGCUCCAAGAGGGAAUUUAUUCUCCUACGUCCAGCUUUUGAUGUAAAAUCUGUGAAUAUCCAAGUGAUUAAUGUGACCGAAAAGAAUUUCGAUUGGUUGGAAAAUCUUAAGUUGUCCAUUCUUACGGCAGAAAGCGAGAAUAAAUUGGUUUAUGUUGUAUGCCAGGGUGAGGAGUUGUUUGGCGCUGUAGGCUUCAUAAACUGCGUCAAGAAUGAGGCAGGUGGUAAAUAUGCAAGAUUAUUCUUCAUCCAAGACACCGAUGCGCCGGCAUUCUCUCUUUCACAUCCUAUCUAUGCGAAUCAAGUGGCAAAGGAUCUAAUUACAAAUGUACUUAAGAACAAUACAUGGGGAACUUUCCGGCACCUCAAGUUGGAGUAUCAACCGAAUGUGCCGAGUCUGCAAGUCGAACACGCAUAUGUUAAUGCUCUAACAAAGGGAGAUUUAUCCAGCUUGAAAUGGAUUGAGGGACCUCUCUGCCGCGAUCGGCCAGACCCUAAAGAUCCUCGUGUUGAGCUUUGCACUGUUUAUUAUGCGCCUGUUAACUUCCGUGAUGUAAUGUUAAGUUCCGGAAAACUUGCUGCUGAUGCACUACCAGGAGACCUGGCACAGCAAGACUGUAUUCUUGGAUUAGAAUUUUCUGGACGUGAUACAAAGGGAAAUCGUAUUAUGGCAAUGGUAUCAGCAAAAUCACUUGCAACAACAUGCGUUGUGCAGAAAAAUAUGCUGUGGCGCGUACCAGAUUCUUGGACACUUGAACAAGCAUCAACAAUCCCAUGUGUCUAUUCUACUGUGUAUUAUGCGCUUGUGAUGCGCGGCAAAAUGAAGAAGGGUGAGAGUAUUCUUAUUCACGCUGGAUCUGGUGGUGUUGGACAAGCUGCUAUUUCUGUUGCUCUCAACGCCGGGCUAAAGGUAUUCACGACGGUUGGAAGCAAAGAGAAGAGAGAAUUCCUCAAGAAAACCUUCCCACAGUUGACGGACCAACACAUUGGUAAUUCGCGUGAUUGUUCAUUUGAACAAUUAAUUAUGCGUGAGACUAAAGGCAAAGGUGUGGAUUUGGUACUGAAUUCUUUGGCUGAAGAGAAACUUCAAGCAUCAGUAAGGUGUCUUGGACUCAAUGGGCGAUUCUUGGAGAUUGGAAAAUUCGAUCUAAACAACAACAGCCCCCUGGGCAUGUCAGUAUUCCUCAAAAACACCAGCUUCCAUGGAAUUCUCCUGGACAGUGUUAUGGAAGGUGAUGACGAGACCAUUGCUACAGUAGUACAACUCGUAAAUGAAGGUAUCAAGAAUGGUGCUGUCCGACCACUGCCUACAAGUGUGUUUGCUGAUCAACAAGUGGAGCAAGCUUUCCGUUUCAUGGCAUCUGGUAAGCACAUCGGAAAGGUGGUCAUCAAAGUACGUGACGAAGAGAAGCAGAAGCAACUUAUUCCACCACCUAAGCUCAUCUCUGCAAUUCCGCGAACUUACAUGCACAAAGAGAAGACAUAUGUGAUUGUAGGUGGUCUGGGUGGAUUUGGCCUCGAGCUUAUUCAUUGGUUAAUUUCUCGAGGUGCAAAGAAUAUCGUUGCCACGUCCCGCAGUGGAAUUAAGACCGGCUAUCAAUCUCUGAUGGUUCGUCGAUGGAAGGAAAAGGGUGUAACUGUGGUGGUGGACAAAAAUGAUGUAACUACACAGAAGGGAGCCCAGCAGCUACUCAAAGAGGCCAGCAAAUUGGGUCCUGUUGGUGGAAUUUUCAAUUUAGCCGCCGUGCUUCGCGAUGGGCUAUUUGAAAAUCAACAGCAGGUUGACUUCCGCACAGUGUGUCUUCCUAAAGUCGACGGCACAAAGUUCCUCGAUACUGCUUCACGAGAGCUCUGUCCUGACUUGGAUUACUUUAUCUGCUUCUCCAGUGUAUCAUGUGGACGCGGUAACAUUGGUCAGGUGAACUAUGGAUUGGCUAAUUCUGCAAUGGAGAGAAUAUGCGAAGCUCGUCAGGUUGCUGGUUAUCCUGGUACGGCCAUUCAAUGGGGAGCAAUUGGUGAUACAGGUCUGGUACUUGAACACCUGGGUGACAAUGAAACCAUAGUGGGUGGUACUCUGCCCCAGAGGAUGGUAUCUUGCUUGCAGACAAUGGAUCUAUUUUUACAACAACCUCACCCUGUGUUGGCAUCAAUGGUGGUGGCGGAAAAGAGGAAGGCUGAUAAUACUGGACGAAUGAGUCUCGUGACAUGCAUAGCAAAUAUCCUUGGACUCAAGGACUUGAAGAAUAUUUCUAACUCAUCAACACUAGCAGAUUUGGGUAUGGAUUCACUGAUGGGUGCAGAAAUUAAACAAACUCUUGAGAGGAAUUACGAUUUGGUACUAAAUGCACAAGAGAUCAGGCAACUUACGUUUGGAAAACUAAAGGCUUUUGAGAGUGGAGCUACAACGCCAUCGCCUGUUUUGGGCAGCUCUAUGUCUAACAAAGAUGACUUGGAUGCUGAAAAUGAGAUGGCUGUGCAAGCUGAAUUCUCCCAAGAGCUUAUGCCAACUGAAGUAUUGGUGCGUCUUUCAUCAAAUGCAACGGAAAAUAGCAAACAGAGACCAUUGUUUGUGAUACACGCUAUUGAGGGUGUUGUAGCAGCUUUGAAACCAUUGGCAGCAGAGCUGAAUUGUCCAGUUUGGGGCCUUCAAUGUACUGCUGAUGUUCCCCUUGAAUCGAUUCAGCACAUCGCGAAAUUCUACAUUAACCAAAUGAAGACAAUUCAAAGUAAGGGUCCCUAUGUUCUCGCUGGGUAUUCCUAUGGCGCAGCCGUUGCAUACGAAAUGGCAUGGCAGCUUGAGCGUGAGCUCAAAGAGAAAAGUAGUGUGAUCAUGUUAGAUGGAUCUCCGCGAUAUGUGAGUUCUCACACGCAAUCCCAGAAGCAGAGAUCAGCAAUUGCUGGAUCUCAAGCCCACGAUGAAGCGUAUUCGCUUGCAUAUUUUGCCAUGGUUGCCGGGCACCUUGACUAUUCAGCUGUUGGGAAAGAACUAGAAAUUCUCCCUACAUACGAGGACAGAUUGAGGAGAUGCACAGAAUUGGUUCACGAAGUUACCAAGCAUAAUCAUGAACUGAUAUCUGUCACAGCAAGCACAUUCUAUAAGAAGUUAUUGGCUGGUGAUACAUACCAACCAACCGGGAAGAUAAUGUCUGACGUGACUCUCAUUAAAUGCACAUCUGGUGUCACCAAAUUUUCCGAAGACUAUGAUUUAAGCGGGAUUUGCGAAAAGGAAGUGAAAAUUCAUUCUGUCGAAGGGAAUCACCGAACAUUCCUUACUGGAGAAUCUGUAAGGAAAGUUGCAGAAAUUGUACAGACUAUAGUUAAUUAGUUGUAUAGUUUUCUGAUGUUAUUUUUUCGUAUAUAAAUUAAGGAAUUUUAUCAUUAUUUUAUAGAAAAAUCACAUUUUGUACAACAUUCCAUUCACUUUAUUUUUCAUUUCUUUUCUUUUCACAACCAUAAGAGAAUCCACUUUACAUAGUGAAUUUAUGUAAUCAAUAAAUAUUUUACACAAUUUUAUGUCACUGAAAGAAUUCAAGAUGUGCGUAAUUAAAUUACACAUUUUCUGUGAAAUUUACUAAUAAUAAAGGGAUCUUCUAUGUUAGUAAGGUAUAGUAAAAUAUUUUGUGAAAUACUCGUUAGAAUUUAAAUUUACAAGUUAAAGGAAGAAAAGAAAUUUACACAUGGCUUUAUUAUUUAAUUUUGGGGAUAAUCACAACACACAAAUUUUUGUAAUGAAUUGCACUUAUAAAAGAAAAAAUGCACUUCUAAAAGAAAAAAAAAACUUGUAAUUACAUGUCAUACCAAAAUAAAUUUUUGUCUAUAUAUAAAUUA
This is a messenger RNA of Lutzomyia longipalpis, 7776 nucleotides long. It is a transcript of the gene FASN1, whose product is annotated as fatty acid synthase. The record is from RefSeq and is a predicted model, not a curated record. Gene Ontology annotation, biological process: fatty acid biosynthetic process. NCBI's taxonomy places the organism in Eukaryota, Metazoa, Arthropoda, Insecta, Diptera, Psychodidae. The transcript has 7 exons. Gene Ontology annotation, molecular function: fatty acid synthase activity; oxidoreductase activity; 3-oxoacyl-[acyl-carrier-protein] synthase activity. The coding region runs from base 8 to 7273 and encodes 2421 amino acids.